AAAAGCAAAGAAAAGAAGUAAACUUUGUGGGGCUGUCCAUGGAAGUCCUUGCGAGCUCUACUGCAACUUCUACACACCCACAUUUCACUUUGUCGAACCCCAAGAAACCCUUUACUCUCACGUUCAAGCCUUCCAUCGUUUCUCAGGUGCAUCCAUGGAAAUCUUUUCCUGUAAGGGUCAUUGAAGCUCGUUUAUUGAGUGGGAUAUUGUGUAUAAGCACAAAUGUCAACCGGAGUGGAAUUUGUGGCAGUUCUGAUGCACUUUGUAAACAUGAGUUCUUGUUUCACCCAUUGUGCAGGCUGAAUAAAACCUUUUCAUCUCAGUCUAGUUGUUUUGCUAUAAGUCAUGGAUGGUGGCAUAGAUUGAGGGAACAUACAAGUAGUGUUCAAAAGGUGAUGAGUCAUUCAGACAAAAUCAGACGACAUGCCUCUGUUGUUUUUGUUCGCUUAGUUGCUGCUAUGCUGCUGGUUACGUCAGUUUCCAUUGCUGCUAGCAACACACCCUCAUGGGCCCUCUCUGAAGAGAAUCUCCUCUUCUUAGAGGCAUGGAGAACGAUUGACCGUGCAUAUAUUGACAAAACUUUCAAUGGGCAAAGUUGGUUUCGCUACAGAGAAAAUGCACUUCGAAAUGAACCAAUGAACAAUAGAGAAGAGACAUACAUGGCCAUAAAAAAGAUGCUUGCCACACUGGAUGAUCCUUUCACUAGGUUUCUGGAGCCUGAGAAGUUUAAGAAUUUGCAGUCUGGAACUCAAGGGGCUCUUACAGGUAUAGGACUAUCAAUAGGUUACCCAACAGGAUCUGAAGGAUCACAAGCUGGGCUUGUUGUUAUUUCGGCUGCUCCAGGAGGUCCUGCAUAUCAGGCUGGCAUUUUAUCUGGUGAUAUUAUCUUGGAAAUAGAUAAUACAAGCACAGAAAGCAUGAGCAUUUAUGAUGCAGCAGAGAGAUUGCAGGGAGCAGAAGGAAGUUCAGUGGAAAUAACAAUUCAAACUGGACCAGAAAUAAAGCACUUGGCUCUAACGCGAGAAAAAGUUUCACUGAAUCCUGUAAAGUCAAGACUAUGUGAGAUUCCUGGUUCAGAAAAGAACUACCCCAGAAUUGGUUAUAUUAAGCUAACAUCAUUCAACCAAAAGGCUUCUGCUGCUGUCAAGGAAGCAAUUGAUACUUUAAGGCGUAAUAGGGUUAACGCCUUUGUGUUGGACCUUCGUGAUAAUAGUGGUGGUCUUUUCCCAGAAGGAAUUGAAACUGCCAAGAUUUGGUUAGACAAAGGUGUGAUUGUGUAUAUUUGUGAUAAUCGUGGUGUUCGAGAUAUAUAUGACACAGAUGGAGGCCCUGCAAUAGCAGUUUCAGAACCCCUAGCUGUGCUGGUGAACAAGGGUACUGCAAGUGCAAGUGAAAUUUUAGCUGGUGCAUUGAAAGAAAAUAAACGUGCUGUGUUGUUUGGAGAACCCACAUAUGGUAAAGGCAAGAUUCAGUCAGUUUUUCAGCUAUCUGAUGGCUCUGGCCUGGCUGUUACCGUUGCUCGUUACGAGACACCUGCUCAUAAUGAUAUUGACAAGAUCGGUGUGAUUCCGGACCAUCCUCUCCCAAACUCGUUUCCCAAAGAUGAGGAUGCCUUUUGUGGCUGCCUUCAAGACUCUGGUUCUGCUUGCUAUGUCAACAAUGUCCAACUAUUUUCUAGAUGACAAUUUCGUUUCUGAAGCUUCAUCUUGUUAAGGAACAUGAUUCUUUGCGAAUUUACAUUCUUUGAAGGUUUCAUAGCUUUAUUUUCAUUUGGGGAGAUGUAGAUAUAUUUUUGACUGUGUAACAUUUUUUUAACUCUCAAUGUUCUGAUCAGUACAAGCA
This is a messenger RNA of Theobroma cacao (cacao), 1842 nucleotides long. Lineage: Eukaryota; Viridiplantae; Streptophyta; Magnoliopsida; Malvales; Malvaceae. The record is from RefSeq and is a predicted model, not a curated record.